AUGGGUUGUAUUGGAAGUACUUCUAGAAACUUGUAAUAGCCAACAUUUUCAGCUAUUCUGACAGAGAUUUUUGAACUUGUGCCAAGAGAGGAAACAUUAAAAGAAUUCAACAAGAAAUCUGAAAUUAUGAAAUACUUUAAUGAGUUCGAUUGGGCAAAGAUUUAACCUUAAUUUAAGUUAGAAGUAAAAACGUUGAUAGAUCACAUAGAAUCUUAUAAAAUUAGAUUGAUUGAUUCUGCAUUAUAUGUAGAAAGUAAAAUAGUAAUAAUAACAAACAAUUAAUUAGAAAUUAUCUCAAAAUCCUAUUAUAAUAAAAAUGUGUAUGCACAUAUUAUAAGAGCUCAUACUUAAUUUAGAUAAGUUUAUAUAAUUGAAAGAAAUUCCAGUUUAGAAUUAAAUUUAUGAGGAAUCUAAAAUUGAAAUAAGUCAGAGAUCUAUUCAAAUAGAACAUUUAUAAACCUUAACAUAAGUUUCAGAUAACUUUUUAAAGUUUGAAUUAGCAUUUUCUAAUAUUAUCUCUUAGUUGAUUAAUGAUAAAAUGACAUAUGCAAUGUAAGAAAAAUAUAUUUUCUUAAGGGUUUGGUGGGGUUAGUUUUUAGAAACUUUGGAAUCAUUUUCAAAUAAGAAAGCAAAUAAAUAAUUCUAAAGUGAAAAUAUAUAAUGCAUUUUGACAUUUUUAGAAUAUAUAAUAGGUACUAAGUUAGGUUAUUCUGAUUAAUUGUAAAUAAUUUAUAAAUAUUAUAUUAGUGAAUGGGUAACUAAGACAAAUGAAGAAAUGUCAGCAGUUUAAGAAUUACUUGAUUUAAUUUCAGAUCCAUUUAUUGUAAUGUCUGUUUAUAAGAAUGCUUUUUUAAGAAUUCCAUAAGAAAGAUUAUUUGUAACAAAAAGUUAAAAAGCUUUAUUUAAUAUAUUAAUGAAAGAUCAUAAAAAGUUUAUUUCUCAACCUAUAUGGCAUAAAUUAACAGAAACAUUUUUAGAAAGAGCUUUAAAUUAAUAGUUAUAUGAAGAAUUAUUUUUAAUGUUAUUUAAUAAUUUUGAUGAAGAUUAUUGGAAAAAUCCUUAAGAUAUAUUUGAUAUUACUUAUAUUGUUUUAGAAGUAGCCAAAUAGAUUAAUUAAUUAUCUAAUACUGAGCUUUUUAUAUUUACUAAAUUAGUUGAUUAUUUAGAUACUCCUAAUGAUAAGAAUUCAUUUGAAAGUCCUAGUGCCCCACCUUUAUUGAAGAAAACAUCAGAAUAUAAAAAUAUUCAUGUUACUUCAAAUGUGAAAAACUCAGUUAUUAAAUUAUUAAUUAAUCUUUUUAAUUCAAUAGAAACUAAUUAAUUUAUUCUAUUUUAAUAAACUUAAACUAUAAAGGCAAUUCUUAAUAAUUUAAGAGCUAAUCCAGAGAUAGAAACAUUUAAUGAUACUAAACUUUGUUUAAUUGCAUUACUAAAAUAAAUAUCAUCAGAUACUAAUAGUGUAUAAUUAUUUAUAUAAUAAAUACUUGCAUUUGCUUAUAAUUAUAAUUUAAAUUUAAUUAAUAAUACAGCUAUUAAUAUUGAUAUUCUAAUUAAUUUAUUGAUCAUUUUACAUGAAUGUAUAUAAAAAAUAGAAACAUUUAAUUCAACAAUUAUUAUAACAGAAGAAAUGAUAGUUAUGUUAAUUGAAAUAGCUGAAUUUGAUCAUUAGAUUUCAUUAAAAUGUGCAUAGAUUUUAACAUCUUUGUUUUUAUAAGCAGGAAAAAUAAAUUCUAAUGAAAAUAAUGAAAUUAAUUCAUAUCUUGUACCUAAUUCUAAUAUUAUUGGAUUAAGUGCAUAUUUUUUAUCAAAUUCAGUAUUAAUUAGUUAUAAUGAACCAGAAUAUGUAAGAACAUUAAUAAAUUAAUUUUUUGAUUUCAUACCUGGAAGAUUGAAUAAUCAACAAAUUGUAUCUAUUAUAGCUUAUAUAAUUGAUGAUUCUUCAAUUAAAUAAGGAAAUAGUAAAUUAUCAAAAUCUAAUAGAAAAAUUAAUUUUGAUACUUUUAAAGAUAAAGAAUUAAGAUUGUGUAUGAUUAUAAAAUUAAUUUCAUAUAUGGAUGAUGAAAUUUCUAAAGAUUUUAAUGAACUUUUAUAUUCAUUUCUUGGUGCAUAAUUUCAAAUUUACAAGAAAAAAGGAUUUGGUGCAUAGUAAAUAUAAAUAUCAUUAAAAGUUAGGAUUUAUAAAUAUUAUUAUCAAAAAAUAAUAUAAAUACAGAAAUAUAAGAAAUAUUAUCAAAAUGUAAUUUAAUAAGUUAAAUUGAUUUUGAGAAAAUAAAGAAAUAAUUUAAAGAUAAUUUAUCUAAUUAGAAUAAUUAAAAUGGAAUAAUAAAUUUAGAUGAUAUUUAAGUGAAGGAAGAUAUUGAAGUAAAUAAUUAAAUCAAUUAUUAAUAGAGAGGAUCAAUUUUAAAUUAAUCUUUCUAAGCUCCCAGUCAUAUAGAAGUAUAAUUGGAUGAAAGUUUUGAAUAAUAAUUAUAGACUAUUAAAAAAUAAAAGAUGAAAUAAGAAAAAUUGGAACAUUUAACAACUGAAUAAAGGGAGAUGAUGGAAUAUUGA
Messenger RNA from Paramecium pentaurelia, 2550 nucleotides. NCBI's taxonomy places the organism in Eukaryota, Ciliophora, Oligohymenophorea, Peniculida, Parameciidae. The record is from the annotation of a GenBank genome assembly.